CUCAUUUCCUCCAUCAUCUAUAGGUUGAAGGUUUCAAAGUCGAUUCGGCCUGGAUAUCCGUGCUCGUUCCAAGAUCACAGGAGAAUUAAUACCUAUUGAUCCCUAAAUACCCCGCUACCGAUGCCCCGCACCUACGGUAAAUCCCAAGGAAAAGCGAAGCAGACGCGGCUUUCUUUCGUACCAGCAGCUUUCCCCCCAGAAGAUCACGAUGAUGACGGUAACCGCCAUGCGAGACUUCGAUACUCCCAUCCUUCGAUGUCGACUCUACGACGCGGCCGUUCAGCUGCAGGCAAGAAUGCUCCUACGCCGCUUGUGAAAAUCGAUCCUGUACCAGAGGAAAGCUCGCGCCCUGGGCCGGAAAAGUCUUCUCAAAAACGUUCUCGAAGGAAACGAAAAGGCUCGCCAUCACCUCGCUCUACCCCUCCUUCUCCUCUCCCCCCACCCGCCGAUUCAGACAGCGAAAGCGACAUAGAGGUCUUACGUAGUGCGCGCAAAAGCACGAGGGCCAAAAAUCUGAAACGGAAGAGGUCUACCGACAGUCUUGAAUCUGAAAAGUCCCAUGCGUCGGAGGAGAGUGAUGCGGAAGAAACAGUUUCUCGGCCUCGUCGCAAGUUGAGGCGAGGUGCAGCUCAGCAACCUAUUGUACUUGAUGAUGGUUCUUCGGACUUGGUUUCAGCCGAAGAAGUUCUUUCUAAUGCCCCGCGCACGCCACUCCGCGACCAGACCCAGGAUAGAAUUGACUUGGAGGAGGACCUCGAAGCACUACAGGACUCAGUCGUAAGGGAGUCGCGAACUAGAGGGAAUAUCGCAAAUUCCGCCAGGGUCCAGAGGCAACAGCACCUCGAAGCCUUGCGUCGCCGAAGGGUCGGCAAAAGGGAUGAUGAUAACGGGGACGAUCAGCAAUCUCCUGAAUCAAGGCUGUCAGAACCGCAAAGUGAGGGCGACGGCGAAGAGCGUUCGAUCAAACAGCCCCAGUUUCGGGGAUGGGCGGGUGAAAGCGGGAGCAGUGAUGUCGAAUCUUCGAUAGGCAAGAACGAAGACCUGGAUAAAUAUGAAGAAGAUUUUGUUAUAGAAGAUGAAGACGAUAAGCUUGGUGUCCCCAAUGGCCUUGAAGAUAUGCCUAUCGAGUUUUCUCGACACUCAUACAAGCAGUUGAAAGACUACUUCAAGGACGCAGUGGAGUGGAUGGUGUACAACCAACUCAAUCCAGCAUUUCCUCGUUCCCAUCCCAUGUACCAGGUUGCUUUUGGCAAACUGGAAGCUGAAGUUAGAGGAAGGACCGGGUCGCAACUAGUCUCGUCAGUUUGGAACGCCGAUUUUCGCAGGGCUCUUCUAGCACGGCCCCAGAUUGAAAUUACGUCGUACCCAACUGAAGCCUGCCAUCCCUGCGAUGCGUGCAAUCGGUCUGGCCAUCCUGCAUCGUCCGACGUCAAACUCUCCGGAAAAGCAUACUCUCUGGAGACUCUCGAGCCACUAUCAGAUGCGGACAGUGAUGAUGACGACUCAGUUGAUGAAGCAAACUGCCGAGAGAAAGACCGUGAUGGUUAUAGCCUCCCAGAUGACGAUACUCGAUUCUAUCUAGGAAGACACUGUAUGAAAAACGCGCAAAUGGCGCAUACGCUAACUCAUUGGCGCUUUCAUCUCAAUGAAUGGGUCAUCGAACACCUACGUGUCACGGGCUAUAUGUCGGAUGCGAAAACCGUUGAACGAAGCCACCUCAGCCAGAAAAAGAGGACAAAACAUGCCAUAAAGGCUGUUGAGAAGAUGGUGAAGAGGGGGGAAAUCAAGAAGUUAUGGCGCGACUUUCAUAUUAAUUUGAGAACCGCCAGGGAGUUAACGGCAGCCUGAUCCCAGCAGAUGGUAAUUGACCCCAGAGCUACAGAUAUUUUCCCUUUCAGCAUUUAAGUAUUCAAACCGCACUACCUGUUUGGUUUAUAACCAAGUCUCAUCCCUCGGUCCCGGGAUGUACAUCGGUUUACCCCAUUGAUAGUACAUCGACAUGCCCCCAACUUCGCUGUUUAUUUUGCACGUUAUUUUAAUUUUUUUUUUUUUUUUUUUUUUUUUUU
Messenger RNA from Aspergillus ochraceoroseus IBT 24754, 2066 nucleotides. RefSeq lists its product as uncharacterized. NCBI's taxonomy places the organism in Eukaryota, Fungi, Ascomycota, Eurotiomycetes, Eurotiales, Aspergillaceae. The transcript has 5 exons. The record is from RefSeq and is a predicted model, not a curated record. Gene Ontology annotation, cellular component: nucleus. The coding region runs from base 121 to 1848 and encodes 575 amino acids.